This is a messenger RNA of Carassius carassius (crucian carp), 2927 nucleotides long. Its product is annotated as opioid growth factor receptor-like protein 1. The coding region runs from base 227 to 1384 and encodes 385 amino acids. The transcript has 8 exons. Gene Ontology annotation, molecular function: opioid growth factor receptor activity. Gene Ontology annotation, cellular component: membrane. The record is from RefSeq and is a predicted model, not a curated record. NCBI's taxonomy places the organism in Eukaryota, Metazoa, Chordata, Actinopteri, Cypriniformes, Cyprinidae.
AGCUGUAUAGGGACGCCUUAAAUGAUGCUGAGAGCACCUCAUCAUCCUCCUCAUCAUCUCCAGUUCUGAUCUCCGGGCAGAAGGGGGUGUGUUCUCAUCGCAGCGCUGGAAAUCCCCCCAUUAGUCACAUAAAAGGGACCCGGACGCCAGUUCUACAUCAUAUUAAAGCUCGAUCCUGAUCCGAAAAAGGACUUUAAACUAUGUAGGCACAGUGGACAGGGUUUAAAUGGGCAAUCUGAUGGGCAUCUGGAGAUAUAAGGAGCCGAGCACAGUGGAAGAAUGCGACUCGACGUGGGAAACGGACUCAGAGAGCGACGAGCAUCAGCUGGGAGGAGAGGAAGAGGAGGAGGAGGACAGCGGCAUCUCCGAGUCCAUGAGCCCGGCGGAUGCAGUCAGAGGAGCCGAGCAGCUGGAUCACGGAUCACCGAAGUUUGGUGACAAGAUGGAGUCCUCUACUAGGAUGAAAAGGAGCUUUUACGCCGCAAAGGACUUGUACAAGUAUCGGCACAGUUAUCCGAACUACAAGGAGCCUCGUCACCCGAACGAAUACCGCAAUCUGAGGUUCUAUCUGAAUAAGAUCCCCCUGGUGCCGGACGGUAUUUAUAUUGAAGAAAUCCUCACUAAAUGGAGGGGCGACUAUGAAAAAUUAGAGCACAAUCACACAUACAUUCAGUGGCUCUUCCCACUCAGAGAACAAGGCCUAAAUUUUUAUGCUCAAGAACUCACUCAGGAUGAGAUAAAGGAAUUCCAAAGCACUCGAGAAGCCAGGAGACGCUUCCUCCUAGCAUAUACGAUCAUGUUGGAUUUCUUUGGAAUCAAGCUUCUGGAUAAAAGCGGGAAUGUGGCUCGGGCCCCAAAAUGGCAAGAUCGCUUCCAGCACCUGAAUGAGUCGCAGCACAAUUACCUGCGUAUUACUCGCAUUCUGAAGAGUCUUGGUGAACUGGGCUUUGAAAGCUUCAAGCUUCCUCUGGUGCAUCUGCUGUUGGAGGAGGCACUGGUGGAGGGCACUUUACCCAACAUGCGUCACAGCGCACUGGAAUACUUUGUCUACACACUGCGCCAACACAGUCAGAGACGAGCCCUGCUCCGCUUCGCCCAGCGCCACUACCAGCCACCUGAGAACUUCAUCUGGGGUCCACCCAAGAAAAAGCGCAUUCUGGCCUUUGGAUCCGCAGGGAUGAAGUCAGGGAAAAAUGAGGUGGUGGAGAGGAGUGUGGGCAAAGCCAGGUCACCCAGGGAGGGCAGAAAUAACUUAGAGAGAGAGGCAGACGACAUGGACAAUAGGAAGAGUGGAGAGUGGAAAACAUCGAAAGGGUCCAAGCUCCUGCAGGAGGCCAGGGGAAAGGUAGAUCUAGAAGAAUACAUUGAGACCAUUCCUCUGUAAGAACAGAAAGAAUUAUCAGAGUACCUUAAGAUGAUCUUUAAGUUAGGCACAGCAAUAUUAUUCCAUACUAUUGCCUUUUAGAGACUUGCUUUGUGAACAACUUGACUGUUUGCCCUUUUUUUAAUAUGAGGGGUUUUUCUUAACUCUGAAUACUUUUCAAAGUGUUAGCAGGUAAAUUUCUCUACUGUAAUUCUUACUUGCAGCCCUCUGGAGAGUUCUUAGCACAUGUUCAAGUGUGAGUAUACAAUAUAUAAGUGCUACCUGAGCACAUUGUAUGUGUGAAAUAUUGCACUUUUUGACUAUUCAGUCUUCCCCUUUUUGAGAACAUUAUCUUAGUGUACAUGCUUUGAGGUAAGGCUUUAUUUGCUAAUCAUAAGCCUGUCUCUUAGACAGAUGUGUCUUGUUUUCCGUCCAGAGCUCGCUGAUUAUUCGGAUACUCGUAGCUCCUUGUAUCAGACCAUAAUAAUAAUGUGUAGUAAGUGUUAAUAUACUUGCAGGAAUUUUCAGGUAAUUGAUCUUCCAUGUUUCUAUAGGUGCGUGUGAGAUCUUAAUCCAGUUUUCUAGAAUACGUCUUACAAUAUGAAGUGCCUCUUCUUUCGUUUGUUAAAGCAUACGUGACGUGCUUUAUCAUUUCGAUUCGGAAGUCGCACAGUAAGCCGUUUGUGGAGAAAUGCAAUUAUAAAUAAGCAAAACAAACUUGAAUUCAGACUCUUUUGUGUUUUAUGUUAUUUUUUGAUAAUACAUAGCCUUAGCUCUGAUUUUAGAAUGAAAAUGAAAAUAAAUGCAAUAUACUAAAGUAAAUGUGGUGUGAAAGUAACCGCCUCAAGUUCAAUAGGCGGCACAAUACACACUUGUUUACCAAUCGUAACUCGCUAGUUAAAGCACAUCAAAAGAGAGAGAGAGAGAGAAAGGUUUAUAUUAAGGCUAAUCAGUGAAGGAAUCAGCAAAACAUGGAACAACUAAGCCUACAUUCACCUUAGUAAAGCCAUUAAAUGUCCAUAGCUCCUUAGUUAAAAAAAAGUAAACAUGUAGUUAAAUAUAUGCACAAUAUUAUAAAUUAAUAUAAUUUUUUUGGAGGCGAGGGGGCAGUUAUUUAUUUACGUGGACUCCAUUUUCUUAAAAACAUAGGCUAUUUGACAGCAACCGUUUAACAGUUUUGAAAGAUAAUGGUAAUAUCAUUAGAAAGCAGAGACUUUGAUUUUUCAUUUAGUGCAUGUAACUCAAAACGACUCAAAUUGAUGGAGCAAUUCACAUAUGUACAUGUGAGUGUGUGCUGCCUUUCUUUAAUCAUUCUUACAGUGUUUAAGUGUGGACAAUCAGGGCAAUGAUGGUCACUAUCCACAUAGAAUACUAAUCAAUGAGUGUUUUUAUUAUCUAAUAUUAAUAUGGAUCAAGCUUGUAUGUUACGUGUGUUUGUUUAGAGUUUACACAGAGGGCUAGACAAUACUGCCACACCACAGGUGUGUGUGUGUGUGUAUAGGAUGUCAUGGGUUUCUGCCUUUUUUAGUUUCUAACGGCACACAAACAGAAGCAUAAAAACAAA